Molecule: messenger RNA, 2241 nt
Organism: Solea solea (common sole)
Lineage: Eukaryota; Metazoa; Chordata; Actinopteri; Pleuronectiformes; Soleidae
Gene: timm44
Product: translocase of inner mitochondrial membrane 44 homolog (yeast)
Exons: 13
Coding region: 129-1559 (476 amino acids)
Biological process (GO): protein import into mitochondrial matrix
Cellular component (GO): mitochondrial inner membrane
Molecular function (GO): protein-folding chaperone binding
Source: RefSeq, a predicted model, not a curated record
GAAACUCCAUCGUUCAUAAACCUUCAAGACUACUAAAUAGUAGUUGGAUUACAUGUAGUUAAAGUCUACUUGGGGUACAUGAACCUUCAGGGGUGUCACGUGACUCUGAAUAUCCUCCCCUUACGGACAUGGAAGGUUAUCACCGGAAGGAGGUCAGGGUAACAUUCAAAAUGGCGGUCCCCGUAUGGCUGUCCUACCAGAUCUGUGCGGGAAGAGGAUUGGUGUCAUUCCCUUCCUCUUACCUACGUCUUCACUACAGAUCCAAUGUCUUCAGGAUACGAGGUUUCCUCACAUGUUCUUCAAAGACCACCCACAUGCAUCGGUUACCCCCUCUGCAAGUGAGGUAUUUGUCAGGGGAGCGGGGUGGUGGCAGAAAAGGUUUUCUUGGGGAAUUUUUGGACAACUUGAAGCAAGAACUAAACAAGAAUAAAGAAAUGAAAGACAACAUUAAGAAGUUUCGGGAAGAGGCAAAAAAACUGGAGGAGUCGGAUGCAUUAAAACAAGCUAGAAGGAAAUAUAAAACUAUAGAGUCUGAAACAGCAAAAACAUCUGAGAUUCUAAAGAAGAAGCUGGGAAACAUCUCUGAGACAGUUAAAGAGGGGCUGGAAGAGGUCAGUCGCACAGAAAUUGGCAAGAAAAUCAAGGGAGGAAUGGAGGAAGCAGCCAAAACAGCUAAGACCUCAGCAGAAUCAGUCACAAAGAGUGGAGAGAUUUUUGGGAAGACCGGUGCGUUUAAAGCAAUAUCUCAGGGCAUGGAGAGUGUAAAGAAAGAGAUUGGUGACCUUGGUCACACUGGCCCUUAUCGGCCUCCUGCCAGACUCCGAAAGAGAAGUGAGUUUUCAUCCAAGGGUCGAGGAGAUGACAAAGUCUUCAAAGCCAACGAGGAAGCUAUGGGUGUUGUGCUCCACAAGGACUCAAAAUGGUACCAACAGUGGAAGGACUUCAAAGACAACAAUGUUGUCUUUAACAGAUACUUUGAGAUGAAGAUGAAGUAUGAUGAGAGCGACAAUGCCUUUAUCAGAGCAUCACGUGCUGUCACUGACAAGAUGACCGACCUUAUAGGCGGACUAUUUUCAAAGACGGAGAUGUCCGAAGUCCUUACAGAGAUUUUGAAGGUGGACCCUUCCUUUGACAAAGAUUCCUUCCUCAAGCAGUGUGAACGAGAUAUCAUUCCUAAUAUACUGGAGGCAAUGAUCAGAGGGGAGCUGGAGGUUCUGAAGGAUUGGUGUUAUGAAGCGACAUACAGUCAGCUGGCACACCCACUACAGCAAGCUAAGGCCAUGGGACUUCAGUUCCACUCUAAGAUCCUGGACAUUGACAAUGUGGAUUUGGCCAUGGGGAAGAUCAUGGACCAGGGUCCAGUAUUGAUUAUCACCUUCCAGGCUCAGUUAGUCAUGGUGAUCCGAAACACCAAAGGAGAAGUUGUAGAGGGAGAUCCUGAGAAAGUGCUCAGGAUGAUGUAUGUGUGGGCUCUUUGUCGAGACCAGGAGGAGCUUAACCCCUGUGCUGCCUGGAGACUACUUGACAUGUCGGCAUCUAGCACCGAACAAAUCCUCUAAGACUCUUUGACGUGCUCAAGAUGCACUCAUCCAGGAAGAAAACAUACUGUACCUGAACAGGCCUCAGAGCUGGCUGGGAGGAGAGAGAGGAAGAGGCGAGAAAAAGAGGGACACACCAGUGGGACAUGGGCUCACUGUAUGACAGGAUCAUUGUAGAAAGAUGCUGCUUAACACUUGGGUGCUUCAAUGUAUCUUGUCGUACUGCACUGGCACAUUAGUGUCUUUGUAUGCUUGACUCUAUUCCUCUGGAUCACACUAGGGGGCGGUACACUCAAAGAAUUCAAAACCAACAUUAUGUGUUCUGUUUGAGAUGCCUGCCUGGCUUUCCAUUUAUUGACUAUGGUGCAGCACAGUUGUUGGAUAAAGGAAGUUAUUCAACUUGCAUUCAGCUCUUUCAUUUUGAGCAUAAGAGAUGAAAAUGUAGAAAACAACAGUGUAAAUUUGUACCUAAGCUUUGCCACUGUCCUGUUUAAUCAGUCCCACUGAGGCAUUGUUAUCUUGGUGAUGCGCAGUGUUGUGGCCAAUCAUUCAUCUCUUCAAACCUUGCUUGUAUGAUAAUUGCCCAAUGCAACUGUUGAACUGUAAAAGAGGCUAUAUUUAUUAUUAAAAAAAAACAAACAAAUGUGCCACAUUUUUUGACGUUGGCAGAUAUUUUUAAAAAAAUAAAACCCUAUGAAAAAUA